Messenger RNA from Seminavis robusta, 2924 nucleotides. The record is from the annotation of a GenBank genome assembly. NCBI's taxonomy places the organism in Eukaryota, Bacillariophyta, Bacillariophyceae, Naviculales, Naviculaceae.
UUUGUAUAAACUUUUUAUUACACAAUCUACGCAUGUAAUGCUUCCUUUGCAAAUCACGAAUCGAAUCGAAUCUUGAGACUUCCGUCCAGUUCUUCUUCGUCCUUCCAUCACGCAACUUCCAAUGACUGAAUGCUGUGGAAGAAGCAGCAGCCUCGAUUGGCUUGGAUCUUCAACCGCGAUACAUACUGGUACUACUAGCUACUGACAUUGUUAUUACUGUAGUUCAUUGCAAGUCGUGCUGGAGGUAUACUGGAAGGAAGAGAGGUUGAUUGAGUUGACUUGAGUGUGGCCGCUAGCUAUUGAAGCUAUUGACGAGGUGAAAAGAGGCACGUAGUUUGAUCUUGCAGGAACGAAACUCGCCAGUCUUUGUCCAUCUGAUCGACUCGGCUCCGGACGCAAAAAGUUUCUCACAUACGACAAAAAACGGCCAAGAUGGAGAAGGAGGAAUUUGCCAAUGGCACCAAUAGCCAUGUGGACUUUGCGUCUCGUGCACCGACACUUUCGCCGACGUAUUAUGUGGAUCCCAAUGCAACGGUUGUGGACUUUGCCGAAGUUGAGAAUGAACACGAAACAGAUGCCAUUACGGUACUUCUCAUGAACGUGGUGAUCAUUGGUUGCCUGUUAUUGGCCUACUAUGUGAAACAACAUCGAAUCUAUUAUCUUCCAGAGAGUGCUGGUGCUCUCAUGUUGGGCAUGGUCAUUGGGGGAGUGGCUCGAUUGUCCACUGAUAAUUUGAAGUUAUUUGAGUUUUCGCCAGAAGUGUUUUUCUUUUUCCUACUACCACCCAUCAUUUUUGAAGCCGGGUACAGCCUGAAACGAAAAGAUUUCUUCCAAAAUAUUGGGGCCAUUACCCUGUACGCCAUGGUCGGGACAAUGAUAUCCACCUUUAUCGUGGGAUUUGCAAUAUUUUACUUUGCCAAAGCAGGACUCUUUGGAAAACACAGCAUUGAUACAGAAAAUCCCAUGGAGGCAUUGUUGUUUGGAGCACUCAUAUCGGCGGUAGACCCCGUUGCAACACUCUCCAUUAUGGGAUCUGCCGAGUUGAAUUGUGAUCCACUGCUGUACAGUUUGGUCUUUGGAGAGAGUGUCUUGAAUGAUGCCAUUGCCAUUUCCUUGUUUCGGGUAUUCCUGAAAUACUACGACCCCGAUGGACCCGAUUUUUCAGAAUCCGAAAUCCCAUCCGCCCUCCUCAAUUUUUGCUCGGUUUCCGUCCUGUCCAUUGCCGUGGGUGUCACACUCGGGUUGACGGCAUCCUACAUGUACAAACACACGUCACUCUCGGAUUAUCCCAAUUUGGAGACUUCGCUCCUGUUUUGCUUUUGUUACCUAUGCUAUGCCACGGCAGAAGCCGUUGAACUUUCCGGAAUUAUGGCACUCUUCUUCAAUGGGAUUGUCCUAUCACAUUACAACUCCUACAAUCUGUCCUCGACGGCACAUGUGGCCAGUGAACAAAUCUUUUCUACCCUGGCGACGAUUACCGAGACACUGGUGUUUGUCUACAUGGGCAUGGUGGUGUUUACUGGAAAAUUCGCCAACUUUAACUUCCGCUUUUCAAUCACGGCAUUGCUGUUGUGUCUGGUGGGCCGAUUAUUCAACAUUUUCCCCCUGAGCUACCUUGCCAACUUUUGCCGGGAGGGCAAUGAAAGAAUACCAUUGAAAAUGCAGUGCGUCCUUUGGUUUGCCGGACUUCGGGGAGCCAUUGCCUUUGCUCUGGCAGCCAACAUGCCAGGGAAUCACAGAGAUUUGUACGCCACGGCGACACUCUUUAUCUGUAUAUUUACCACGGUGGUUUGUGGAGGUGUGACGGAAAAGAUUUUGACACAUUUUGGCAUGAAACAGGGUUCCCGAGUUGGAGCCCAUGAAAGCGAUGACGAAAUGAAUGGUUCAGCCACUUACAGCCCACAUCGAGGCAACAACAAUUUCCGUGGCUUUAAGCGCGUUUGGAAAACAUUCGAUGAUGAAGUCUUGAAGCUCUAUUUCGGAGGGUCUCAUCAAACGACAGCUGCGGAUCAACACAGAGGCAAUUUUGAGCUAGGGAGUUAUUCCUACGAAAUCAGCGCGCAAAGCUCAGAGGUGGACGAACUUGAGGUGAAUGGCGACCUGGAUAUGAAUGUGAAGGCUUAGAUCCGACGCAUGAAUAUGACAUCACUCGCUGGAGAGUGGAUGGGGCCACCAGUAUCCAUCUACAGCUCGAGAGCUGGACAACGGAUCUGGCGACCAACAUCCAUCCCUCGAUGAGACUCGGAAGUCCUCGACAACCAAUGAUGCGGAGACACUCUGAAGGGAGCUUUGAGCUCCUGCAAUGGAGACGACGGAAAAUCCUAAUCUGAGUCGGUUUUGUACCCGUCAGCGACAACACAACAUGAAAGCACUCUUAAGGACCGAUUGUUAAUCGGCACAAGCGGCGCAACUACCGUAGGUAUAUCAGCUUUCAAUUUGCAUGGGUCGAUGUUUCGCACCCAUAUAAUUCUCUUAGCGGCUUUCAUACUGUUUAGAACGGCGCUUUCAAAAGGAAACUGAAGUCUAGUUAAAACGGAUUCAGACAAGAGGUCGUUGCAGGCACUGGCCCCAUAUAUCAAGGUAUUCCCAACGAACAAGUCUACUCACCGGCCACACGUCCUUAGGGUGUGCGACGGCUUUGUAGGAUCUAAAUGAGUGAACUCCAUGGCUAUGCCAACGCUUUCAUGAAAACAUGGAAGUUGGAGGUUGAAGCAGGGAAACUUCAUCAUCUCUCUGACGUGGAUGGAAUAGAUAGCUGUUGACGCUGAGUAACUGUACUGACAAAUGUGUAGAACACCGCUUUCUCUGAGAAAGAUGUAAGCAAUGCGGUAUCUGCCCCAUGGAUUACCCCAAGAUAGCCAGAAUAAUCACUAUGAUGAAUCUCCAGAUAUGACUGUCUCGGCAGAUAGAUGAACUUUGGGAUC